Messenger RNA from Colletotrichum chrysophilum, 1182 nucleotides. RefSeq lists its product as uncharacterized. Bases 1 to 1182 code for a protein of 393 amino acids. The record is from RefSeq and is a predicted model, not a curated record. Lineage: Eukaryota; Fungi; Ascomycota; Sordariomycetes; Glomerellales; Glomerellaceae. The transcript has a single exon.
AUGGUCCGCUUGUCCCUCACUACCAUCCUCGCCGCCGCCGGCAUGGCCAAGGCCCUCGCCUCGGGCAACUGCACCGGCGUCAACGCCAUCAGCACCAAGUGCGCCUCCAAGGAGACCGCGCACACCCGCGACUUCUUCUACGUCGGCGGCCGCUACAUCGAGACUGCUACUGGUAACGUCACGGUCGAUCAGCUCUACGUCGAGAAGCUCGUCCCGGUCUCCGCUGGUCGCGCGCGUCGUCGCGGUGUCGCCGCCGCCAAGCCCAUGGUCUUCUUCCACGGCGGCGGUACUUCAGGUGUCACCUGGCUCAACACCCCCGACAACCGUCCCGGCUGGGCCUCUUACUUCUUGCAGCAGGGUCACACCGUUUAUCUCGUCGACGUUGCUGCGGUUGGCCGCUCUUCUGAAAACAACCUGGAGAACUUCACGAUGAUCGCGGGCACCGCGGCCGAAGGCGUUCAGAGAGGUUUCACGGCCCCGGAAGUUUACAACACCUACCCGCAGGCUUACCUGCAUACUCAGUGGCCUGGUACGGGGCUCAAGGGCGAUCCGACAUUUGAGCAGUUCGCCAAGACCAUCAUUCCUCUGACGAGAAGCUGGGAGCCCCAGGAGUAUGCCCUUCGCGCCUCCGGAUGCGAGCUGCUGUCGCUGUUGGGUGAGAAGGCGUACCUCGUGUCCCACUCCAUCGGAGCCCGCGCGCCCAUUCUUCUUUCCAACGAUUGCCCGCAGUACAUCGCCGCCAACAUCAACCUCGAGGGCACCACGAUCCCGUUCUGGUCCUACAACAUCACCUUGGGCGGCACGCCCACCAACCCAUGGGGCUUGACCAACACCCCGAUCGACUACGACCCUCCCGUUGCCAGCGCCGAUGAACUCGAGACCGUCGUCGUUGGCAACGAGACCCUGGCCCUGAGGAGCUGCCACAUGCAGAAGGAGCCCGCGCGGAAGUUACCCAAGAUCGCCAGCGUGCCGUACUUGAUGGUCACCGGCGAGGCUAGUGUUCACAUCACGUACGACCACUGCCUGGUUAACUAUCUGAAGCAGGUUGGCGGCAGUCCAGAGUGGAUCAAGCUUGGCGAGAUUGGAAUCAAGGGCAAUGGGCACUUCAUGCAUAUUGAGAAGAACAGCUUGGAGAUUGCCGAGGUUGUGAAUGAUUGGAUCUUGGAGAAGGAGAGCCAGUAA